Molecule: messenger RNA, 369 nt
Organism: Bipolaris oryzae ATCC 44560
Lineage: Eukaryota; Fungi; Ascomycota; Dothideomycetes; Pleosporales; Pleosporaceae
Exons: 3
Coding region: 1-369 (122 amino acids)
Biological process (GO): vesicle-mediated transport; vesicle fusion
Cellular component (GO): plasma membrane; SNARE complex
Molecular function (GO): syntaxin binding; SNAP receptor activity
Source: RefSeq, a predicted model, not a curated record
AUGGCCAACCGUGAGGAUCCUCCAUAUGAUCCCUACAUUCCCAGCGGCGGCGCCGCCGCCGGUGGCCAGCAGGGCGGCCAGAACGGCAACCACCGCACCGCGGCACUUCAAGCUGAAAUCGACAGCACCGUCGGCAUCAUGCGCGACAACAUCAACAAGGUCUCUGAGCGUGGAGCUCGCCUAGACUCGCUGCAGGACAAGACGGACAACCUUGCCGUCUCUGCCCAAGGUUUCCGAAGGGGCGCCAACCGCGUGCGCAAGCAGAUGUGGUGGAAGGACAUGAAGAUGCGCAUGUGCCUCAUUGUCGGCAUCAUCAUCCUGCUGAUUGUCAUCAUUGUCCCUUCGGUCGUAGCCACGCAAAAGAAAUAA